AUGAGAGCUUUGAUCGGGUAUGGAAAACGCCCGGACUGGACAUGGUCAGUUGAUGGGGUCGCUUUCUUCAAAGGGCUUGUCAACACUUGUGGUACUCUCCAAGGCACUUCAAAGCGACCCGCUCCUCUAUCCCCCGUUGGUAUGUGCGCAGCUAUCGAUGCUGACACAGAGCCUGCCUCUCCAGUUCUCUCCACCUCUUCCUUCAUGUCUUCCAUCUCCUGGGUUGCUGAGAAGUCUGCGGCUGAUCUUGUAGCGUUGUUAAAGAAUGCCUACAGUGCUAUGAAAGAGAAAGAAAAAGAUCUUCUUUUAGCAGCAGAAAUCGGAAAAUCAUUAUUGGAAAACAACAUGGCUCUCAAAUCCAAAUAUGAGCAUUUGCUUGAACAGGCACAGGCUUACCAUGCUGAAAACGAAGCAGAGAUGCUCGAGCAAAUUUCGAUGGCAUCACGAUUCGACGACGACAACGACGACGACGACAUGCGUUUUAUUACCACCCAAAAUGCUCGCAAGACUCUCAUCGAGACCCUUGAACGCAAAAAUAAAGAAAUGGAACAAAUGCUCGAACGAGCUCUUCACAAGUCAAAUGAGAUGGAUGAAGCCAACGAAGCCAAAUCAGAAGAACUCGAACAAGAAAUUGAACGACUACGAGAGAGUCUUGACCAGGCAGCCGUCAAGGUCCAAGAGCUCGAAUCAGCCACACGUCAUGCCAAGUUGAACGGAGAACAGCGCAUGACAGAGCGAGCAACGUCAGAAGGUGUGCGACAUUAUGACCAGGACGAUAGUGUGAUUGCUGUCGAACUGGCCGAGAAGUUGGCCCGCCUUGAGACUGAAAAUGCCGCCAUCUCUUUUGCAAAGAAUGCGAUAAAGCAGCGUCUAACGAGUGCUCUGCAUGAUCUAAAUCAUCUGCGCCAGCAAUUUGACUCAUUUGAAUUUACUCAACAGGGCUACCAAGAUCUCCAGGAAGGAUACCAGCGCCAGUUUACACAUAUUGCAGAGCUCAAUGAGAGUCUCGAAGAUCACCGACAUGUUCUGUCCAAGCUGCGGGACCGUGGCCAAUGGUCAGGCAAACACACACCGACCCCGAGUGAGCACCCCGGCGGUAGUCUUGUAAAGGCAAGCCUUCUCGAACGAAAUACUUCUCUACUCGGAGAACUCCAAUCAACAUGGUCCAAAGGUAUGGGAGACCUUCCGAUUCUCACCGACCCCGAUCUCCCUUCACCUCCUUCAUCUUCUUGCUCUCUUGCAAAUCUUCAAAGCUUUGCCACCCUGGCCGAGCGAAACCUCACAUCUUUCUACAACGCACCCGCAGCUUAUACUCUUGAGACCGCACUCUCAAGUGUGGGUAUCAAUGACCGAGGGGCGAUUGACGAAGCUAUGCGAUUCCUCGAAUAUGAUAGUCAAGAUGGUCUUUCAGACCAAGAAGACAAUAUGCUAGUACCAUACGAUGGUUCUCCCACAACCGGACUCUAUCCUGAUCUUCCCAAUGCUGAAAAUCUGUGCCGUGACCUGGCCAUUCCCCAAGAAUCUCUUGGUGUUUCUGGCAGGAUAGCACAUCUUGUUCGGUGUCUUUUCAAAGCAGUCUUACGCUGGUGCCGGUUCUCGAUCAUCCUGACUACAGCAGUGAUGAUCAACCUGUGGCAGGGUCCAGAAGGGUUCUUGGAAAUAUAA
Molecule: messenger RNA, 1665 nt
Organism: Phycomyces blakesleeanus NRRL 1555(-)
Lineage: Eukaryota; Fungi; Mucoromycota; Mucoromycetes; Mucorales; Phycomycetaceae
Exons: 3
Coding region: 1-1665 (554 amino acids)
Source: RefSeq, a predicted model, not a curated record